Messenger RNA from Cloeon dipterum, 4282 nucleotides. It is a transcript of the gene l(3)76BDm, whose product is annotated as trafficking protein particle complex subunit 8 homolog l(3)76BDm. The record is from RefSeq and is a predicted model, not a curated record. Gene Ontology annotation, molecular function: protein binding. Lineage: Eukaryota; Metazoa; Arthropoda; Insecta; Ephemeroptera; Baetidae. Gene Ontology annotation, cellular component: TRAPPIII protein complex. The coding region runs from base 147 to 4226 and encodes 1359 amino acids. The transcript is spliced from 25 exons.
CGAUACCAAUGCUACCACCUUGCGGCGAAAUAACGCACUGCGUGACAGCUGUACUAGAAAAUUUCAAAACAAUGAAAAUUUUUUCUGCUUUUUAGUUGAUUUUAUUUCUAUAAUUUAGGCUGAUUGGGAUCUUCAAAUUAAGAAAGAUGACUACAAGUAAGCAGCCUGUGAUGGAAUUAAUUCAUUCGGCAUUUCCACCACUGGUCGCCGCCCUUGUAUCCCCGCUGGCAGAGGAUGCGUGUAGAAGAAACAACCUGAAUUUUGUUGAGAUGCUCCAACCAUUCUGCACUCUUCCUGGUGACGCUCAUAUCAGAGAUCCAUCAGGAGCCCUUUUAUCAGUCCGCCCUGGAUUAAGAAUGUGCCUGCAGUACGCCAGCUGGGAGCCUCCAGCGCCUCCACUUGCCAGAAAGUGGCUGAAUGAGGCUGCAAGCUUGCAUCCGAAUCCCAAUGAUAUCAUCACAGUUGAAGCUGGCAAUCAAACCGUAGAGAUGCCCGCAAAGACUCCCUGGUUUGAAGCAUGGCGCAACGUUUUUCUGCAGGUCCAGUAUCCUUCUGACCACGAAUUUUUGAAGCACUACCUCGCCUGCAUUAUUGUGGUCAGCUCGGAAGACCCUGACCCGGUUGCCUGUGUUCAGUCCCUAUGGUCUGCCUGCACAGCAAACUCGGGCAACAAUCCUCACCAGCUGCCUAAAUGGUUUUUCAGCCCAGCCCUGCAAUAUCAUGUGCUUUUGCAUGAUGCCUCUUCGCCAACUGCUGACACUUCAAAGGCUGAGCAGCAUUUUGCGAGAUUGAAAGCUCAAUUCGGAGACUCCUACUGCACCCUGCUGCCAAUUAACACAGAAUCCAGCUUGAUGGAUGAUGACAAGAGCCCGCCUGCCGAUCCUUGGGCUCAGUAUGUGAUGGCCUCUGCCCGUUGCCCUCAGCCUCCAGGCAUCCUAAAUAGUCCAGGUGCUAGAACGCCAAAUGUGCUUGAGGAAGCGCAGGAAGUGAAUGAGGAAACGAUUCCGCAUCCUUUGAGUCCAGACGCCCCUGACUCUCCUGGAAUGCCACCAAUAAUGAAGGAGAUAAACUCUUACAAUGAGCAGCCUGUCUUGGCAGGCGUAAGAGGCAAACAUCUCAGUGCGGAGGACAGAGAAAAGUUGCGACAGCUCAUACCAGACUUUGCAACUAGAGUUUUACUGCCAUAUGCUGAGAAACAAAUUCAUACCUUGACAGAAUUGGUGAUAGCCAGGAAAGGCCUCAGCAGAUCCCUUUUUUCUGCAACCAAACGAUGGUUUGGUUCUAGCAGCAAACCUGGAACCACCGCCUCUUCGCCGCAAUCAAGUCCUGCGUCACAGAGUUAUUCUGCUGACUCAGCUGAAAGAGGUCUCAGAAGGCUGGGUGACCUCAGUUUUCUUCUUGGACUGCCUCAACUAUCAUUCCCUGCAUAUCAUGCACUGAAGCGAGACCUAGCUGCUGAUCAGGCGUGGCUCAUGCUAGCAGGUGCUCUUGAAAUGGCUGCUCUUAGUGCUUUCCUACUACCGGAACAGCCACCCACUUCUCCCAAAAGAGCCCAGGAGUACAUGGAAGAAGCAAUCGACACCUACCUGAAAUUUUGCAAGUUGCCUCAGUUUGCAACUAGAGCAGCUCUGUUGAGCUCAGAAAUUCUUAAAUCUAGAGGUCUAAUGGGUGAGGCUGCGCAGCAGUUAAUUAAACUGACCAGUGAAGAUUCUGAUUUAAGAAGUGCCCUUCUGCUGGAACAAGCUGCUUACUGCUUCUUUGGAAGUCACAAACUCCAAAAGUUGGUGAGAAAGUAUGGAUUUCACAUGGUGCUAGCUGGGCACAGAUUCAACAAAGCUGGUUUGCGACCACACGCCCUGCGGUGCUACCAACAAGCCUUGCAGAUUUUUGAAGGAAAACACUGGGGCCUGGCAGAAGACCACAUUUUAUUCACUGUGGGACGCCAAUCGGCCUUCCUUAGAAAAUUACCUGAAGCGAGAGACUCAUUUGCGAAGCUUCUUUGUUCUGGAAGCCAACAAGCAUCAGCACAACAAGCUGUUUUCUUGAGAGAAUAUUUGCAGACUGUUCAGGGCUUGUUGGCCAUUGACAAGGAAACCGGAAUCCCUAUAAUGCCAGUCCCAAUAGUUGACUGCAAAAAUUUGCAAACUUUGCUGGGAACACCAUCAGAGGGUCAAGUACAGGCUGAUGUAGCCUUUGUUUCUGGUACCACUUUUGACUCAAAAUUAGAUGGCGAAGAGAAAGUUGUUUGGGAGAAGUUGGAAGAACAACUGGUCACUGAAGCUCGUCUUGGCCAGACAUUUGUUUUCAAGCCAAUUCUACAGCUCCUCACGCCAAAAUCAAACAAUUCCACCAAACCAAAUGCAGUAAUCAAUGAGCAUUUAGCAGUCCAGCUAACAGUAACAAAUCCUCUGCAAAUUCCUAUUGUAUUUACAAGCGUUAGGCUUGUAUGGAAGUUCAGCCCUGAAGGCCAACCUGGUACUGAAAUCUCAAAUGAAACCGCCAAGGAACAAAACUCAGUUGACACUCAAACCCUUCCCUUGCUGACCCUGGACGCUGGUGCUUCACAGAAAAUUGUUCUUUGCGUCAUACCUCGACAGGUUGGAGAGCUGAGCAUCACUGCUGUGGCUUUUGAUUUGUGUGGCCCAGCCCCGAUCAGCUCUGACCAGCAACCCAUAGCUGUGACAGGCAAAAUUCCUCUUAGCGUCAAAGGAGAGCGGCUGAAGGGUAAAGAUAAUCCAGACUACAGGCUGACCAUCACUAUUAAGUCACCAAUGCCUCUUCUGCAGGCGAGACUUGAAGGUCUGGGAAGUAAACUGAUGUGUGGGGAAACAAAGCGGAUUGGUGUGCUUUUGCGAAACUCUGGUCCACAGCCUCUGAAGAACUUGCUAGUCAGCAUUUGGCCCCAUGAAGCUCAGUGUCUCGCCCUUCCAGUGGGCAGCAAACCCCCGCAGUCACCACUGAGUAACCUUGGCCCUCAGCAGCAGGGAUAUAGGGUUGGCACCCUAACAGUCUCAGCUGAGCCAAAGGUGUUGAGAAUUCCCCUGCCUGGGGACGUCUUAGGACCAAACCAAGAAGCCAGCAUCGACAUUUGGAUCAAAGCACCCAUGACACGGGGCUCUCUAAAACUGCACCUCAUGAUGUACUAUGAGGGAAUGGAAAACAAUCGGUACCGGACGCUCCAACACUCUUGGCGAGUGAUGCUGAACAAUCCUGUGUCGAUCACAGCGCAAGUUGUACGCAGCUCUUGUCCGACAAUAAACGGAGAACAAGCAAGGUCUGAGUCAUUAAAUUUAGCUCUUCAGAUUGCUCACAUGUCUUCUUUGGAGUCCGAAAACAGUGAAAGUGAUUUGAAGGACUCCUUGUCGAUUCAACAAAUUGCUGUUGUUAGUAAACAUUGGCACCUAGGGCCGAUGGUGAUUUCCCCUAAAGAUUGCAAACUUAAGCCUAGUGAGGCAUGUCAUCUGCUGUUCAAAGUUCUGCGAUCUGCUGACACAUGUGAAGACAAGAAGUACAUUUACUCUCACUCUGGAGUGGGAACUAGUCUAAACAGCCAAUUCACAUCAUGGCCAACGUUGAUUUUUUUGAUAAAAGAGUUUUUAGCAACAAACACUAGCACUGCCGAGUCUAAGCUAGAUCUCACUCUGUUAUUGAAGUGGAGGGUGUUUACUGGGAAGGAAAUCCACGAAGGACAACAUCAGCUCUCAAUCCUUGACUUGGGUACAACGAAAACGUGGCCUCAGUAUGGAGAUAGUCCUAUGCCUCCAAUCCCAGUGCUCUCUCCGCCACCUGAAAUAUCGCCUGAACUUGCAACAGCUCAAAGUCUAGUUUGCUUCAGUUUGCAGCACACUGCCUCAGUGAUGCAUGACUUUAAGGAGAUGUGUUUUUGUGUGAUUCCUGUAAAAAUUCACCUUCAAAAUUGUUCAGACCUGAGCCUUCAUGUGAUUGUUAGCUCCAACGAAACACCAAGUGGUGGUAUUUUGAGGAGCACUCAGCUAUACUCGCCUCAUGCUGGUUCUGGAUUUUGUUAUCUGGGACCAUCACGGAGGAUAAUUACCUUGGCCCCCAGAGCAUCAGCUAAUGUGGACCUGAAGGCUGCCCUCCCCCGCCCUGGAACUUACGACCUCUCCAGACGGCUUGCUGUAAUCAGUGGGGAGUUAGGCAAAAUCGAAACAUCUUUACAAACGUGGAAGUGUCCUUCCCCUCUCAUUGUUAGCCAAAAAAUAUGAAUUGUUUUACAUUCCUUUCACAGCCAAUAAAUUGUGAUUAGUCUUCUAACUCAAAA